Molecule: messenger RNA, 870 nt
Organism: Aegilops tauschii subsp. strangulata
Lineage: Eukaryota; Viridiplantae; Streptophyta; Magnoliopsida; Poales; Poaceae
Source: RefSeq, a predicted model, not a curated record
AUGGGGAAAACUUCUGCCUUGAGAAAAGCUGACAUCCUCCGCGCCCUGCCAGACGAUGCCGAGACCGACGCCCGCCAGGAGGAGGGGGAGCUGCCCGUCAUCCCAACAAAGGGCAGAUCAUCGUUGGUCUCCCGAGACGCUGCCCCCGCCUUGACGCCGCCUGGAGUUGCCUCCGGCCCUUCUGCUGCGCCGUCUUCUGCUCCCGGAGCCCAUGUGCCCACUCCUCAGGCCCCGAAGCUUUCGGGUUUUAGGCUCCCCAAGCGAAAGGCGGACUAUGUCGCUGCCGCGGCGGCCUCCAAGAAGGAGAAGCAGGCCGCCGCCAAAGCUGUGGCCGAUCGCGAGGCAGCGUUGAAGGACGCCGAGGCCGCCCGCGACCGCUGCCGAGAGCUAGAGGACGAGCUGAAGAGCCUGCACGACCAGUGCGCAGAAGAAGCACGUGGCGGCCAGGCGAAGGAGGAGGAGAUGAGGGCCCGGGAGGACGCCAUCAAGGGCUGCGAUGCCAAGCUGGGAGAGCUGGGGAAGGCGCAGGCGCUUGAGGAAGUCGUGGAGGGCAUCGGUUCCAUGGCUGAGGCUGAGGCUCGUGUCCUUUCUUCAGCUGCACUGACGCGUGUCUUCAGCCAUCUGUACCUUCGCGACCCAAGUGCUCGUCUUGACGAGCUGCUGGAGCCUGUAGCUGAUGAACACUGCACGGCUACUGCCGCAGCCGUGAAAGGUCAAGUGGAGGCCCUGCUGAAGAAGUUUCGCGGCUUCGUCCUCGCGCCCUCGAUCGGCGAUGCCACCGAUCCUAUGGCUCCAUCUGGCGGUGCAGGUGAGGGCGACGCUACCGAUGGAGGAGCACCUUCUGCGGGUGAUGGCGGUGUCCAGGAGUGA